Molecule: messenger RNA, 468 nt
Organism: Portunus trituberculatus (swimming crab)
Lineage: Eukaryota; Metazoa; Arthropoda; Malacostraca; Decapoda; Portunidae
Exons: 1
Coding region: 1-468 (155 amino acids)
Source: RefSeq, a predicted model, not a curated record
AUGAGUAAAGAAGACGGCAAGGAGCAACAGAAUGCAGUUGCACUCAAGCUACCCACCUUCUGGACUACCCAACCCCAGGUGUGGUUCGAACAGGCAGAAGCUCAAUUCCACAUACGUCAAAUCACGGCCGACACCACCAAAUACUACUACGUGGUCGGCGCACUAGAUCAAGAAACCGCUGGACACGUCAUCGACUUCCUUCGCCAUCCUCCAUCCGAUGACAAGUAUGAAGAGAUCAAGAAGCUCCUCAGCAAUACCUUCGGCCUAAGCAGACGUGCCAGAGCAGCCAGACUUCUUCACAUGGACGGCCUUGGCGACCGCAAGCCAUCCAUGCUCAUGAAUGAAAUGCUUACUCUGAUGGACGGACAUAAGCCUUGCUUUCUCUUCGAGCAACUCUUCCUGGAGCAGAUGCCCGAGGACAUACGCCUUUUGUCGUAUUGUUCGAUGUGUAUUGCUCGUCAGGCUUAG